Molecule: messenger RNA, 1339 nt
Organism: Paramecium sonneborni
Lineage: Eukaryota; Ciliophora; Oligohymenophorea; Peniculida; Parameciidae
Source: the annotation of a GenBank genome assembly
GUUUUUUAUGAAACAUAGUAUAAUUUGGUUGUGUACAUUAAUACUGUUCUUUGGAAAUGCUAUAAAUAUGUAAGUUAAGUGAUAAAUCAAGUAGAUAAGAAAAUUAAACAGUGUUGUAAGGUGAAAAAGAAAAUGGAAAGGUUUAACAUAUUAAAUUAAAUGAAAAGGUUGUGAAUGUUAAAGACUCACAAGAUUUCUAUAAAUUUGUAGCUUUAAAUCAAAAAAGAUUGUUUGAAAAAGAAUUCAUCUAAAAAUCUUCAGCUUCUGAAAACUUAAGAUUACACAAUUUCAAAAACAUAUAAUAUACAGCAGAUAUAGGAAUAGGUUAGUCAGGAAAUGUGUUUAAGGUGGUUUUAGAUACGGGGAGUGCAAAUUUAUGGAUAGAUUCUAAUAGAUGCACAGAACCUGGUUGUUUAAGACAUAAAUAAUAUAAACAUGAAGAAAGUCAUUCAUUUUUACCUUUGAAUUAAGAAUUAACAGUUGAAUUUGGAAGUGGUGAAUUAAAAGGACUUGUUAAUUCCGAUACUAUUUAUUUUGGAGAUAUUACAUUACCUAGAUAAAAUUUAGCAGAAAUUACAAGUGAAAAUGGAAUCAUUUUUAAAAGUCUAGAUUUUGAUGGAAUUCUUGGUUUAGCAUAUCCAUAAAUGGCUCCUAAAAAUUUCAAUCCAGUUUUUGAUAAUAUGAUAUAAUAACGUGCUUUAGAAAAGAAUUAAUUUGCAUUCUAUUUUGCCAAAGAUCCAAAUGAUAUAACACAUAGUGAAUUUACAUUAGGAGGAUAUAAUUAAGCUCAUGUAGAUGGAGAUAUUAACUAUCAUAAUGUCAUAGAUAAAUAUUAUUGGAUGAUUAAAGCUGAUAGUAUUUUAGUUGGAGGAUAAGAUAUUGGCUUAUGUGAUGAUGGAUCCUGUAAAUUAAUAGUAGAUACUGGUACAUCAAUAAUGAGUGGACCCAUGGAUGACGUAGGAACUUUAUUAAGAAAUUUAAAUGUCAAAGAUCAUUGUUAAGAAAUAAAAUCUCUUCCUACAAUCACAUUCAAAAUAGAUGGAAUUGAUUACAAUCUUGAACCUGAAGAAUAUGUCAAACCUACUUCAACUGACAGUUCUGCUUUUGCUGAGAUGAAUAGUUCAGAAGAUUGUAUUAUUCACUCUUUUAUUAUAUAUAGAAUCAAUGGUUGAAGUUAAUAGUUGGGAUUGUAUUGCUUCAUUUAUUCCCUUAGACAUCUAAGAACCGUAAGGACCUGCUUGGAUUCUUGGAGAUGUUUUCUUAAGGAAAUAUUAUAGCAUCUAUGAUAGAGAUAAUGAUAGAGUUGGUUUUGCUAAAUCCAAAUGAUGACCAUUACCCA